Messenger RNA from Toxotes jaculatrix (banded archerfish), 3894 nucleotides. Its product is annotated as band 4.1-like protein 1. Gene Ontology annotation, molecular function: actin binding; structural molecule activity. The transcript is spliced from 22 exons. Bases 1 to 3894 code for a protein of 1297 amino acids. Gene Ontology annotation, biological process: cortical actin cytoskeleton organization. The record is from RefSeq and is a predicted model, not a curated record. Gene Ontology annotation, cellular component: plasma membrane; cytoskeleton. Lineage: Eukaryota; Metazoa; Chordata; Actinopteri; Toxotidae.
AUGACAACAGAGAAGGCUUUUGCUGGGGAAAUGAAGAGCGCAUUGGAGGGUGACGCCCGGAGGACCAAUCAGGUUCCUGAGGACCACGGGGAAUUGGAUGAUAGUUCAGAGAAGACCCCCAGCAAAGCCUCCAAAUCCCCCCAGAAAAGCACCAAGCGGCCCAAGACUGUCCCUGUCAAAGUCACUCUACUUGAUGGCUCAGACUAUGAGGCUGCAGUUGAGAAAUUUGCCAAGGGCCAGACCCUGCUGGACAUGGUGUGUGGCCAUCUGAACCUGCUGGAGAGGGACUACUUUGGCCUGACUUUCCAGGACACAGACAACACCAAGAAUUGGUUGGAUCCCUCCAAAGAGAUUAAGAAGCAAAUUCGGGUUGGUUCCUGGAUUUUUGGAUUUUCUGUCAAGUUCUACCCUCCAGACCCAUCUGUGCUCAUCGAAGACAUCACCAGGUACUACCUGUGCCUGCAGCUGAGAGACGACAUCCUGUCUGGUCGUUUACCCUGCUCGUUUGUUACCCACGCUCUUCUGGGCUCCUACACUGUCCAGGCUGAACUGGGUGACUAUGAGCCUGAGGAACAUGGCCCCGACUAUGUGAGCGAUUUCCGUUUCGCCCCCAACCAGACACGAGAACUAGAGGAGAGAGUGAUGGAGCUUCACCGCAACUACAGGGGAAUGAGUCCAGCAGAGGCAGAGGUGAACUUUCUAGAAAAUGCCAAGAAGCUGUCGAUGUAUGGAGUAGACCUACAUCAUGCUAAGGAUUCCGAAGGAAUUGACAUUAUGCUUGGAGUGAGCGCCAACGGUCUGCUCAUCUACCGAGACCGCCUCAGGAUCAACCGGUUCGCCUGGCCAAAAAUCCUCAAGAUCUCCUACAAAAGAAGCAACUUCUACAUCAAGAUCCGCCCCGGAGAGUAUGAACAGUUUGAGAGCACCAUAGGCUUCAAGCUGCCCAACCAUCGGGCCUCAAAGCGAUUGUGGAAGGUCUGCAUUGAGCACCACACCUUCUUCAGGUUGGUUUCUCCAGAGCCACCUCCCAAGGGAUUCCUAGUGAUUGGCUCCAAGUUCCGUUACAGUGGGCGAACCCAAGCUCAGACCAGACAGGCCAGUGCUCUGAUUGACAGGCCUGCCCCACAGUUCGAUCGGUCCGUUAGCAAGAGGUACAUGCUGCCUCGAAGCAUUGAUGGAGCCUCAGCUCUCGGCGACAGCAUGGACCAGCUGUCCCAGCGAAGCUCCAGCGAACGCACACAGUUCAUGUCCAGAGAAGACCUGGACCAAGAAGGCAGCCUGGACCUGGACCACGAUCAGUAUCAAUAUCAAUAUCAAUAUCAGGACCAAGACCAGGACCAGUACACAGAUCAAGAGCUGGAGCAGCAUGAAAGCCAAGAUCAGAAGCUGACAAGGGGCGCCAACAUCUCAACACCCACCAAGACUUUAGAGCUCAAGAGUGAAGAGGCAGGCUCGCCUUUAGACUCAAAGGCAGAGAAUCUGGCCACCCCUCGGCCCAAACAGGAGCAGUUCUUGGACAAACCAGAAGAUGUUCUACAAAAGCACCAGGCCAGCAUCAAUGAGCUGAAGAUGGCUUUGAAGCAACCAAACAGCAAGAUGGCCCAGAGGGAGAAACGCCUCUCCUCGGCUACUCCUCCUGGUGGAACCCCUGAGCGGAAAUCAGCGACCGGUGAUGGCAAAUUGAUUGACAAGCAGGAUUCUUAUGAAGGAGCGCUGGAUACUUACUCUAAAGUGGAAAAGAGUAAGACCUCUUCUAUGGGUAGAAACACGUUUGCGGUGACAUCUUGGACUGAAGCAAAUAUGAACAAUGGUCAAACACCCUGGGACUCUUUGAGAACUGGACCCGGAAUAUCUCCCAAACAGGAAACAAACUUUACAGCAACAGGACUGACAGAUGUAAACCCCAUGGACAACACCUUAGCAACUGGCAGGCAUUAUGACUCUGUAUUAGCAAGGAAUACCAUUCAAGAAAAUGGAUAUGAAUCUCCACCGGACAAACAGAGGAGUGCAAUGAACAACACAGAUGUGAGGUAUUGGCAGUAUGAGCACAACAUUCAUCGAGAGAGACCAAAGAACUUUGAAACUCCGGUUGCAGUGGAUUCUUAUCCAGAGGGCAAGGGGGCCAGAAUUGAGAGUGACACGAGGCCUUCUGAGACCUGGAAAAUAAAAGACCCGAGCCCCAUGGGAGCGAAAGAUUGCAAGAAAACUGGGAACUCACACUCAGAAGUCACCAAAAUAGUUCCUCUCAAGCCACAGCGAUCAAAGAAGUCUUUGAAUAAAGAGAACAAAGGUGUUGUAAACCCUCAAGCUCAAAGCCAGUCUGAUAGAGGUGUCUUUGCGGCUGGAGAUGUACAGAUGACAAAAUCAAAAGAUGGAUCCUGCGAGGCAAGAAGGCGACCAGAUGACAAUACGGCACUGAAAUCUGCAACAGAUGUUGUCAAGGAAAACACAACAGCCACCAGAUACCACAGCGAAGCCGCAAUGUCAUAUCAGCAGCAAACUCAACUACAUCAGCAGAUAAAGAGCGAGUUGUUUGGACAACAGGAGCUCAGAGACCACAGGGACACAACAGGGCAAAGUCAGUGGACAAGGGGAGGGGGCAUGCAACAGGAAGAUCAUUUUCAAAACAACUCUGAGUUUAAAGAAAAUCUAUUUUCUAGCUCCAAAUUUCCAACAGCUCCCCCUCGAACUCUCCCUCUGAAAACACAGUGGUCCCGAGACAGACAGAGCAACAUGGACAGCAGCCACAUCCACUACAGGACAUCCAGCCAAGAAACAGCCAAGAGGAAGCAAGCGGAGACACCGCCCACACCUGCUAUUCAUGAGGAGCCUCUCAGCGAAGCCUCAAGGGAACCAUGGGAAAGACGCCUGGGCUCUGUAUCAGAGGAUGACCAGGACCACGAGAUCCUGUACCUGAGGGAAACCCACCUGGGCAUCGAACGCAAAUGUUCCAGCAUCACAGUCAGCUCCACGUCCAGCUUGGAGGCCGAAGUGGACUUCACCGUCCUCACAGACCUGCACACGGGCAUGGAAGAGUUCUCCAGGGGCAUGUCAGAGCUGGGAGAAAGGGAUCUGUCGCCUGACGGGGGUCUGUGCUUAGGCAUCGACUUACUUCAGCAGCAGGGCCCCUCGGAACCACCUCCUCCGUUAGUAUCGGCUCCUCCUCUGUCCAGGGGAGCCAGCAGCAGCCCUCCGGCCAAGCAAGUCCAAGCUGAAGAAGUCCGACCAGAGGUCAAACGGCAUGAUGUCCAGCCUGUAGUUCCCAAAAAACCAAAGAGGUCAGUGCCAGUGUCAUCGUCAGUGGACAGAGAGCAGUCGCACAGAGAGGCCAGUCGCGCUCCUGCCGUCACACCUCUGAGCAGGGAGGCCAGCGAUGUCAUGCCCACGCCGGCGGUAAGGAAGACAGACGUCAGGACGGAGACUCAGCCCAACGGGUCAGAGGUCACCACAACCAUCGUGGAGUUCACAGAUCAGGAUCACGGUAUCUCUGGCCUAAGUGAGGUUUCAUACUCUACGAGGCAGAGUGUAUCCCCUGUGAGUACAAAGAGAAGGACCUCUCCAAUUUUAACUCAACCUGCAGCAGACUCAGUGCACAUGGGUAGCCUUGGACGAGAGGCGUCGGGGUCGCCCAUCCUGGUCACUGAAAAUGUUACCUCGGCAACCACUCAUGUCACCAAGACGGUGAAAGGAGGAUAUUCAGAGACCAGGAUCGAGAAGAGGAUCAUAAUCACAGGAGACGAUGAUGUAGACCAAGAACAAGCUCUGGCUAUUGCAAUACAGGAAGCCAAGCAGCAGCAUCCAGACAUGCAGGUGACCAAGGCAGUUGUUGUCAGGGAAACAGAAUCGUCCACUGAGGACCGACACGGUGCAUCAGAGGUACAGGUGUCAUCUUGA